GAUGUCAACAUGCCUUACUGAAGGCAACGCCCUUCUCUUAAUGCGGUUACUUUCCCGCCAGUGCUUCUCAAGACCCAAACAAAUUUCUACUCUUGCAAAAUCCACAAAACUCAACCAACAAUGCUGCAUUUCUCUUCUUCGACACUGCAAAACAAUGAACCAACUUAAACAAAUCCAGGCCCAGAUUUUCCGGGGCGGCCUUCAUCAAAGCACAGACACUCUGAAGAAGCUCAUGGUUUUUUGUGCAGACCCAUCUAAUGGAAGCUUGGUUCAUGCUGAAAGAAUCUUCAAUUAUAUUGAAAACCCAGGUUUAUUUGUUUAUAAUAUUAUGAUUAAAGCCUUUGCAAAGAAGGGUAUCUUUAGAAAAUGUUUAAUGUUGUUCAAUAAAUUGAGGGAGGAUGGUCUGUGGCCUGAUAAUUUUACUUACCCUUUUGUUUUGAAGGCGAUUGGGUGCUUAGGAGAGGUUUUAGAAGCUGAAAAACUUCAUGGAUUUGUGAUGAAAACCGGGCUUGAAUCUGAUACUUAUGUGUGUAACUCACUCAUUGAUAUGUGUGCUGAAUUGGGUCAAGUCGAUGUUAUGAGGAAGUUGUUUGAUGAAAUGCCUGAGAGAGAUGUGGUUUCUUGGAAUGUGUUGAUUUCCGGGUAUGUCAAGCGUAGAAGAUUUGAGGAUGCUAUUGAUGUUUUUUGUUGUAUGAGAGAAGAGAGUUAUUUGAGGCCUAAUGAGCCGACGGUGGUGAGCACUCUUUCAGCUUGUGCGGCAUUGAAGUGCUUGGAACUCGGCAAGGAAAUUCAUUGUUAUGUAAGGGAUAGACUUGAACUCACUUCUAUUAUUGGCAGUGCAUUAUUGGACAUGUACUGUAAGUGUGGUUGUUUGAGUGUAGCCCGAAAAAUAUUUGACGAGAUGCCUCAUAAAAAUGUUAUUUGUUGGACUAGUAUGGUGUCAGGUUAUGUAAACUAUGGUGAGCUGGAUAAGGCUAGACAGUUGUUUGAGAGGAGUCCAGUUAAGGACGUUGUUCUUUGGACGGCGAUGAUUAAUGGGUAUGUGCAGUUUAAUCAUUUUGACGAGGCAGUGGCCCUGUUUCAAGAAAUGCAAAUCCAAAGGGUUAAGCCAGAUAAGUUCGUACUGGUUGCUCUUCUCACAGGUUGUGCUCAAAUGGGAGCUCUUGAGCAGGGGACUUGGAUUCAUGGAUACAUAGACGAGAAAGGAAUUCCAGUUGAUGCAGUUGUUGGAACUUCUCUUAUAGAAAUGUAUUCCAAAUGUGGGUGCAUUGAAAAAGCUUUGAGGAUUUUCUGUGGGUUGAGAGAAAAAGAUACAGCUACAUGGACUUCAAUUAUAUGCGGGCUUGCUAUGAAUGGGAAAACAAGCAAGGCACUUGAAUUGUUCUCAAAAAUGAAACAAGUCGAGGCCAUACCUGAUGAAGUUACCUUCAUUGGUGUUUUAAGUGCAUGCAGCCAUGGAGGACUGGUCGAAGAAGGCCGUGAGUUCUUUAAUUCCAUGUCAAGUAUUUAUAAUAUUGAGCCUAAGUUAGAGCACUAUGGGUGUCUGAUUGACUUACUUGGUCGAGCUGGACAAUUGGAUGAAGCAGAAGAGUUGAUAAAAAAAAUAGUGAACGCAAAUAAUGAGAUCAUAGUUCCGCUUUAUGGUUCUUUGCUCAGUGCUUGCAGAAUCUAUAAAAAUGUUCAAAUGGGUGAGCGGGUGGCCGAACAGCUCGUGAAAAUUGAGUCAAGGGACUCUAGUGUUCACACGCUUCUCGCAAAUAUCUAUGCCUCUGCUGGUAGAUGGGUGGAUGUAAACAGGGUGAGACGGGAAAUGAAAGAUCUUGGAGUAAAAAAGGUACCUGGUUGUAGCUCAAUUGAGGUUGAUGGCAUAGUCCAUGAGUUUCUUGUUGGGAAUCCAUCUUGUUCAGAGAUGAGAGAAAUAUACUCCAUGUUGGAUAGGAUGGUGAAGCCAUUAUUCAAUUCAGAAGAGAAUGAAAUGGAAAGAGAAGAAACAGGUGCCAUGAACAGUUGCUGAAUUAAGUUUUGAACGAAAUAGUUAAACCAUUUCUGAUUUUUUCUUUUUCUUUUUAAUUUAUUUCGUUAUCUUUUUUACUUUUUUUUAUUGUUUUUUGAAUCAUUAGUGCUUGAGGAAUAAGGACUGAAGCAUGGAAGGCAAACCAUUAUGAACUGGCUAUUUGAAGAUGAAUAUGCUUUUAAAGUUGUUUCUACAAAUCUUGCUCAAGAUUAUUGGAGAAAAUGAGGUUGUUUAUAGCUCUUGGUACAUUCUAUAUCCGUCUUGUGAAGUGUGGAAUAUGUGGUUUAUGAAUCAAUAUAUUAUGGCCUGCAACUCUCAUGGGAUUCUUCUUGGACCUUGCUCGGCUACUCUGAUUCUGUCUGGGCGGCUAUCUCAACACUCAACAGUUGUUGAACUGGAUUUGAUGUUUAUCUUGGCUGUAAUUUGAUUUCAUGGUGCUCUCAAAUGCAAACUACUGUUGCCCGUUCUAGUGCUGAGGCCAAGUACCAUGCUCUUGCCUAUGUUGUUGCGGAACUCUUUUGGAUACUUAAACUUUUCAGACAACUCCAAAUCAGUCUUUCUUCUCCUCCCAGACUUUUAUGCCACAAAAACAAUGCUAUUUUCAUUGCUUCCAACUCGAUGACCAAAUCUCGCUCCAAAAAUAUUGAUAUUGACUAUCAUUUCAUUCAGGAACUUGUUGCUCAAAAGGUUAUUGGUCUCAGCUUUGUCACCUCACACCUCCAGCUGGUUAAUGUUUUCACAAAAGGGGUGGCCAGAUUACAGUUUUUAUUGGAUCGUGGCAAGUUGUGCCUUUUUCCACCACGCCAACUUUGAGGGGGAUAUUAGAGGUAAAUCAGAUUCUUCUGAUAAUAACCAAGAUAUCAGUGAUUCUCCAUGAUUGUAGCUAUUUUGUUUAUCUCUGUAUUUUCUGUCUAUAAAUGAAUAUUUCCUCGCACCGCAUAUUUCCUUUACACAGAACCUAGGGAGUUCCUUUUCCAUUUUGCUCUUGUAAAUACAAGCUUUGCGAGAUUUUCCUGGGCGUUGACAUUAUACCAUCCUUUCUUACAGCCUUUUGGAGUACCAAACAUUGUAAUCAAUGAUACACUUGAUUUUUGUGGUAAAUAUAAACAAUUGAUAGGUAUGCUUUCCUGUUGAAGGAAUUAUGACUACUAGUAUUUACCUUGGUUUGUGCAUUAAUAAGUAAUCUACUUAGUACAAGCAGCAUGUGUUCUCUUCUUCUCCAGGAUGUGUGUUUCAACUAGUUCGAGCUUUGAUGUUCUUUGAUAUAUGGAAGGUUCAUAAUUGUUAAGCAAAUAUGCACCCCACAAUCCUGAAUCUCUAUCACUGAACUGCAUUCUUCUUCCGUUGUCAAGCAUGUGCUGAGGGAGGAUUGUCUUGGCCAGAAUUAUUUCAUCUCCACGGUUUCUUCGUUUUUAUUCAUGCCCAGUUAUUUGUUCUUGUGGGUAGCUUGUCUAGUGUUUGUCAUUGAGGAAAAGCUUUUGAUUGCAGCGGUUGGAUUUUGCUUUGCAAAGCUGCAUAAACGAUACUUGAAAAGAAGGCGAUUCAUUUGCUUAUUUCCGGUUGGAUUAGGAUAUUCUCUUUAUUCAUUUAUCUGCUUCUCUUCUAGCUAA
Populus nigra (black poplar) is the source of this 3624-nucleotide messenger RNA. RefSeq names its product pentatricopeptide repeat-containing protein At1g31430. Gene Ontology annotation, biological process: RNA modification. Gene Ontology annotation, molecular function: protein binding; RNA binding. The record is from RefSeq and is a predicted model, not a curated record. Lineage: Eukaryota; Viridiplantae; Streptophyta; Magnoliopsida; Malpighiales; Salicaceae. The transcript has 2 exons. Bases 2 to 2014 code for a protein of 670 amino acids.